This is a messenger RNA of Colias croceus (clouded yellow), 1275 nucleotides long. RefSeq lists its product as uncharacterized. NCBI's taxonomy places the organism in Eukaryota, Metazoa, Arthropoda, Insecta, Lepidoptera, Pieridae. Gene Ontology annotation, molecular function: nucleic acid binding. The transcript is spliced from 2 exons. The coding region runs from base 1 to 1275 and encodes 424 amino acids. The record is from RefSeq and is a predicted model, not a curated record.
AUGUCGAAAAGAGGCUUAAAUAGAGGUACAAUAUCUAAAAUAAAAAAAGAAGGUUCUACAAAUAACGGCGUGUGGUGCACACCAGGGAAAAAACGUAAAGGAAGACCAAAACUUAUUCUUGAUGAUUUUGAUAAGUGCGUCAUCCGUAACAAAAUUCGUGAAUUUUAUGCUGUGAGGAAGGAGGUACCGACUUUGAGGAAGCUACAUCGUGUGUUAAAGGAAGACAUAAACUAUUGCGGUGGAAUCAGUAGUCUCAGUGGUAUUUUAAAAGAGCUGGGUUACAAAUAUAAAAAAUGUGAGUCAAAACGAAAAGUUCUCAUUGAAAGACAUGAUAUUGUGGUCUGGCGAGCUAAAUAUUUGCGAACAAUGAAGCGCUUGAGGGAAACUGGAAAACCAGUUGUAUAUAUAGAUGAAACAUAUAUACAUACUGCACAUGAAGUCAAUAAAUGUUGGCAGGGUCCCGGUGAACCUGGAGUUUCAAAAGCAAUUUCUCUUGGUGAACAAUAUAUUAUAGUUCAUGCAGGUAGCAGGGAAGGAUUUGUUGAAAAUUGUUUACUUGCAUAUAAAACUAAAAGUAUUUCAGCUGAUUACCAUCACGACAUGAAUCGAGAGAAUUUUACCAAGUGGGCAAAAGAAAAGCUUUUGCCAAACCUGUCUCAACCGUCUGUCAUUGUGCUAGAUAAUGCAUCCUAUCAUAGUACACGCAUAAAUAAGCCUCCAAAUAGCAGCGACAAGAAAGACACUUUGAAAAAAUGGUUGGAAGACAAUGGAAUAGAAUAUCCAGAUAACGCACUGAAACCUGAACUUCUAAGUUUAGUAAAAAGGAACAAAAAAGAACCAGUAUUUGAAAUCAAUCAAAUAUUUGAGGAACAUGGUCAUACUGUUUUGAGGUUACCCCCAUACCACUGUGACCUUAACGCCAUUGAAAUGAUAUGGAGCCUUGUGAAAAGACAAGUAGCAUCAAAGAAUGUGAACAUAUCAGCAAAAGACCUAUUACCAAUUAUAAAUGAAUGCUUCAAAAAUAUUACUGCAGAACAUUGGCGAAAAGAGUGUGAUCAUGUGAUACAUGUAGAACAAAAAUAUUGGGAACAAGACCAUUUAAUUGAAGAUAUGCAAGAGAUCAUCAUAAAUGUUACAGACUCGAGCACAUCAAGUUCUGAAGAAGAUAAUUCUGUGGAUCUAUCCAUUAGUUCCAAAGAUAGUUCAGUCAUGUCCGGCAUUGAAUAUUUAGAAUCAGACUUUAGUUAUGGUUCUGAUCAGGGAGCCAAUGAAUAA